AUGCGAGAAGCGGCUGGAAGAAUGGCCGAGCUCGAGUUCGAAGCGCCGCUCGCGCAAAUUGAAGAUGCAGACGAUUGUCUAUCUACUGCUGAUUACCCACAGAAAACCAUAAAUGGUAACGACAUUCGCCUAAACAAUAUUAAUAAUAUGAAAAGUGAAAUGGUCAAAAUGAAAACCGACUCCAACAAAAUAAAUGAUAAUGAAGAACCUAAACCCGUGAAGUGUAAACAGGACAAUAUGCAUAAUGGUGAAGGAGACAAUUUCACGGAAACUUUCUCCGGUUCUCUUGAAGAUUUGGUGAAUACUUUUGAUGAGAAGAUUACCAAGUGCUUCGGAAACUAUGAGGAAAGCGUGGAAAAGCUAGCCCCAGUUCAGGUUCGCAGCCAGGAAGAAAUUAUGAAUGAGUGCCAAAUGUGGUGGACCAUCACGGGAAACUUCGGCAAUAUUCUUCCGAUUGACUGGACCAAGUCGUUUUCUAGAAAGAUGCAUAUUCCGACUUUGAAUCUUAAUGACAAAAAGGGAUCAAUGACACCAGAUGACGAAAUUCAUAGCUCGGAGGAUGAAGCAGUCGCGUCUGAUUUGGACAUGCACGCACUCAUUCUAGGUGGACUGCAUCAAGACCACGAGUGUCCUGUUAAAACAGCUGAUGAGGUCAUUCAGGAAAUAGACGACAUGAUGCAAGAUACACCGUCAUCAGAAGGCGAUAUUAUUGAAUAUAACGAAGCUUUGGAGAAAGGAAAGGAAGUUCUUAGUGCUCCGCUCUAUGAAGACAAGUUACGCACUUUCUCCCUUGCUCAACUGAACGAGAUCUUUAUGGAACUAGAAGUCCUCAUUCGUGAAUUCUCCGAGACUCUUAUCGCAGAGUUGGCGUUGCGCGACGAGCUGGAAUAUGAGAAAGAACUGAAAAACACCUUCAUUUCGUUGCUUCUUGCUGUUCAGAAUAAGAGGCGCCAGUAUCACAUUGAGAAGAAGAAGAGGCCCCAGCCGCCUCGAUCACCCAAUCUGAGCUCGGGACCUUCGGAGUCCAAGUAUUUGACCACGGUAAUACCGUUCCACCUAGACAACGGAUCGCCAGACAACCAGUCGCUUCAAGUGCUCAUUAAGAUUUUGAAGGCGAUCAAUGAGGACAGCCCCACCGUGCCGACGCUUCUAACAGAUUACAUCUUGAAGGUGCUCUGUCCAACAUAA
Molecule: messenger RNA, 1188 nt
Organism: Arctia plantaginis
Lineage: Eukaryota; Metazoa; Arthropoda; Insecta; Lepidoptera; Erebidae
Source: the annotation of a GenBank genome assembly